This is a messenger RNA of Auxenochlorella protothecoides, 2421 nucleotides long. RefSeq lists its product as uncharacterized. Gene Ontology annotation, biological process: thylakoid membrane organization. Lineage: Eukaryota; Viridiplantae; Chlorophyta; Trebouxiophyceae; Chlorellales; Chlorellaceae. Bases 1 to 2421 code for a protein of 806 amino acids. The record is from RefSeq and is a predicted model, not a curated record. Gene Ontology annotation, cellular component: chloroplast membrane. Gene Ontology annotation, molecular function: GTP binding. The transcript is spliced from 9 exons.
AUGCAUGUACUGGUGUGCGUUGGGCAGGGCGAGACCGGGCCGGCUGCCCCUGGGGCCACCCUGUACCCUGCAGGCAAGCGGCAGGCCAGGCUGGCUCUGCCUGCCCUGCUCGUCGCCUUGGACUCAGGCUCCGUGGACACCGACACCAUAGAGGCAGCCCUGGCACAGGGCGCCACCGGCAUUGUGCUGGUGGAGGACGCCCAUGGCCCCGCAGCCCUGUAUGAGGCGGCCGUCGCCGCGCUGUCAGCGGUGCGAGGGCGCUGCCCCGUGCUGAUCAGGGACCGCGUCGACGUGGCCUCCGCCACGGAGGCCGAUGGCGUGCUGCUGAUGCGCGGGGCGCUGCCCGUGCUGGUGGCCAAGCGCAUGCUGGGAGGCGGCGGCGCGCUGGUGGGCGCCGCGGUGGGCAGCCGCCAGGAGGCCUCCAGGGCGGCGGCCGACGGCGCCUCCUUCAUCGUCGUCCAGGAGGACGCUGCGUCCUCCAGCGGCGGCAGCGCCUCGGCCGCCGAGCUGAUGGGCUCGUACCGCGAGGCUCAGCGCAGCUCCACCAGCAUUCCACUUUUGCGCAGCCUGGAGGGCCUUCGAGCCGAGGGCCCCGCCCUCGACAGUCACCUGGCAUCAGCAGACGGCGCUGUGCUUGCGCAGGGGUCGCACGCCCUGGUACCGUCUGUUGCCGCCGCGCUCGGCCGGGCGGGGGGUGGAGGCUCGGCCUCGGCGGCUGUGCGGCAAGCUGGGGCCCCUUCCAAGCAGACGCCUGGAGGAAGAGGCAGUGACGACGAGCUGGUGGAGCGGGAGAGGGAGCUCCUGCAGCGAGUCCUGGCCUUCGUGGGUCAGGCCACCCCUUCGCUGGAGGGCCAGGACCUGGUGAGGGACGCGCUGAGUCAGCUGGACGACCCCUUCCUCAUCGUGGUGGUGGGCGAGUUCAACAGCGGCAAGUCGGCGGUGAUCAACGCCCUGCUGGGCGAGCGGGUGCUGGCGGAGGGGGUGCUGCCCACCACCAACGAGAUCAGCCUGCUGAGGUGGCGCGAGCCCGGCAGUCAGCAGCCCGAGGUCCAGCAGGAGGCGGACGGUAUUUUCACACGCUACCUGGGCCUGGACCUGCUGCGGCGGCUGAGCAUCGUGGACACGCCGGGGACAAACGUCAUCCUGGAGCGGCAGCAGCGGCUGACGGAGGAGUACGUCCCCCGCGCCGACCUGGUGCUCUUCGUCAUGUCCGCGGACCGCCCCUUCACGGACAGCGAGGUGCGCUUCCUGCGCUACAUCCGGCGCUGGGGUAAGAAGGUCGUCUUCCUGGUGAACAAGGUGGACGUGCUGGGGGCCGAGGGUGAGGUGGAGGAGGUGCGCGCCUUCGUCGCCGCCUCCGCGGAGCGCGUCCUGGGCCUGCCCGCGGCGGGGGGCCUGCUGGCGCGGGGCGGGGAGAGCGGCCGGCUCAAGCUGGAGACGCCCAUGCAGGUCCUGCGCGCGCUGCUGGCGGCGGCCGACGCGCAGCUGAGCGCCGACGCUGAGGUCGCGGCCCGCGACCUCGAGUCGCUGGCCCUGCUGCAGCUGGGGAACCUGCCGGGCCUGCUGCGCGACGCAAUGGCCCAGUCGCAGCAGGGGGGGGAGCGCGAGGGCGCCGGGGUCGCGCCGGGGGUUGCGGCGGCCCUGCGCUACGGUCCAGCAGGGAGCGUCGCGGAGAAGCUGCGUGGCCUGGUGUCGGAGCACGCCGCCUGGCUGCGCGUUAACUGCGGCCGCCAGGCGGAGAACUACGCCGCCUUUGCUAGGGACUGGGAGGAGGGCCGGCGUGCCCACGAUCCCCGUGCCGGCCGAGAGGAGCCUGCUGCAACCGUGGAGCUGGACGCCGAGCAGCGCAGAUUGUGGCGGCAGCAGCAGAGCCAGGCGAUGGAGGCUGCGGAUGAUCAGCCCCACGCGAUCGAUACCCCGUCGUCCGCCCUCACCACCAGCACGCCCAGCGCCGCGCUGGCGAGCAUCGAGCGGUUGGAGGCCAGGGCCACGGAGGCCCUGCUGGUGCAGGAGGUGCGGCAGGCGGUGGUGGGCACCGCAGGGACGGCGGCGGGCGCGGGCGUGGCGGGGUUCUUCGCCACCACCAUCCUGCCCACCACACUGGAGGACCUACUGGCGCUGGCGCUGGCCUCCGCGGUGGGCUACGUGUCGGUGGUGAACCUGCCGCUGCGCCGCGCGGAGGCCAAGCGCCGGCUGGAGGAGCUGACGCUGGGCAUCCUCGAGGCAUACAUGGAGUCGGACCUGGCUCAGCAAGUGGAGGCCUGCUGUGCAGGAGUGCGCGAAGCCAUCGCACCCCUCGAGGCGGCUGCUGCCCUGGAGGAGGAGAACGUGGCAGAGUUCCAGCGAGAGUGCGGGCGGCUGGGGGAGGCCGUCGAGGAGGUGCUGGCGCGCGUUGCCAGGCUGCACAUUGCGGCUGACUGA